UCAUUCUAAUCGUAUUUUUCUACUUGUCUUAGCGAAAUUAUCACUUACCAGAAGAAAUAGACAUUUGUAACUUUUUGUGGGCAUAUGGGAUGCUUUUCCCACCAGGUAGAGUGGUAAAACGCGAGAAGAAAGAAGAGGGAGGGGGGGCAACUAUGUUCUCCCCAAACCCACAAACUCUCUCGGACGAGCAAAAAAUAUACCUAUAGAACACAGCAGACGUCCAAGUUGUCAUAUAGACUAAUAGAGCUGCUAAAUGUUGCUCAUUGUUAGAAUGUUUGAUCUCUUUGCAGACUUGAAUGGUUGUUGCAACAAUAGGACAACAACAAGGCUACUCAUAGUGCAAUGCUUGCAGGGGUAUUUCGUAGUAUUGCAUCAGGCUUAAAACAUACGAGACUCAAACCCCAACCACUACUGCAACACUACAUAGCACAACAUCUCCAAGGCAUUCAUACCAACAGAACCAUGAAGCUUGAUAAACCAGAAUUCCACAACCUCUUCACCCCCGAACUGAAUCAUCUCUCCGAGCUCUUCGCUAAGUACGAUUACGAGCUGCGUAUCGCUGGCGGGGCCGUACGCGACAUUCUCAUGGGGAUCCAGCCGCAAGAUCUCGACUUUGCGACCACGGCAACGCCACAGGAGAUGAAGGCAUUGUUUGAGAAGGAGGGCGUGCGUAUGCUGAACACAAAAGGCGAGGAACACGGCACUAUCACCGCACGGAUUAACAACAAGGAGAAUUUUGAGGUGACGACUCUCAGAGUCGAUGUUGUCACAGACGGACGACAUGCUGAGGUGGAGUUUACCACCGACUGGAGAAUAGACGCGGAGAGGAGAGAUCUCACUAUCAACUCCAUGUUCCUAGGAUUGGACGGAACCCUGUACGACUACUUUGAUGGUUGGACUGACCUACAGAACAGGCGGGUGGCGUUUGUGGGAGACGCCACCAAAAGGAUCCAGGAGGACUACCUCAGGAUCCUCCGGUACUUCAGGUUUUACGGUAGGAUUGCUGAGUUGCCCAAUCAGCACAAAGAUUCCACCCUGGAGGCCAUCAGGGAGAAUGCAGGAGGACUAGGAGGCAUCUCCGGUGAGAGGAUCUGGACAGAGCUGAAGAAGAUCGUCGUGGGUAACCAUGCCGCGCCCCUCAUGAGAUGUAUGUACAACCUUGGUCUUCCUCAGUACAUCGGGUUUCCAUUAGACGGUAACCUGGAUGAGUUUGACGAAGUGUACAGCAGAGCUGGCCAGCUGCAGCCCCGCCCCAUGACCAUGGUGGCAGCCCUGUUACAGGAGCCCGGGCAGAUCGAUGACAUCAUCGCCAGACUGAAGAUCUCCGUGGAGGAGAGGAAGACGGGUCUGCUGGUCAUGCAGUUACGGGGGGAGGGAGAGCAGCAAACGGCACAGCCACUCAAGCAUUACCAAGACCUUAUUCUGAAGACUCCCGGUAGUGAACAGAGGCAGUUGUUGGACCGAGUGUGUGAGGUUCUGAAGUACAAGGGUGAUACGGCCGUCCUCUCAGAGCUCCAGGCAUGGACCAUCCCCAGAUUCCCAGUCACAGGGAAACACCUCAUGGAGAAGGGCAUUUUCUUUGGUUUAGAGGUCGGCUGGGUGAAGGACAAGCUGGUGGCACUGUGGAUUGACAGCAACUGUUCUUUAACUUUUGAGGAACUGAUGGGCAGAGUUGAUGAUCUAAGAAAGGAGGUUCCAAGGGAGAUCCAAGAAAAAGCAGCAAAGAAAAAGACAAGAGUCGCAAAAAAGAUGAAGACCGAUAAAUAAUGAUGCAUUGUGUUUAUGUCUUCCAAAUUGCAGUCUUAUAUGUAGGAUUUACUUUUAUAACUGUCCCCUUAAAUGCAAUGAAAUUUCUUUGAUAAUGAAGAAACUUCUGAAGCCAAUGUUUGGCUAGAACUUGUGUUCUGGUUAUAUUUGUUUGCUUUUUGUUUGUUACAUAAGGUUUUAACCCUUUGAAAUAUUCUGUCAUAGUACAUUUGUGUAUGUUGUAAAAACAUAUUGUCAGUUAUUGAUUUUGUAGUUUUCUUUCAUUGCAGGUAUUACAUCCCAACUGUAUAUUAUUGAAUUAUGUUCUCUAGUGCCGAAGAAGGGAAUUUGCCAUGGAAGGAGUUUGGCAAACUCUCUUCCUCGAGGCAAACUCCCUGUUCCUAAUUCUGUGAAGAAGGCUACAGCUAUCCCUGGGAAAGAGAACAUACUUCAGGAAAAAAUAUCCUGUGAGCGGGUAAAGUACCAUGGGGACAACUGUGAGGUACACAAAAUAUAAGUUAUUGAAUGUUAUGAACCAAAAUGACAGUGUCGUUUUCAUUGUGGGGCAAAUUACAUGAACUUUUCAACACAAAGAAUCCUUUAUCCACGGCACAUUGUCAAAUGAUAGCGGAAUGGGAUCAGGGUAAAAUUAUAAUGUCACCAAAAAUAGAAGUAGGUCACAAUGUAAUCUGAUAUACUAGUAUGAAGUUUGUGAUGCUAUGUACUAACCAUAUAAGUCCCGUAAUCAAAUUUGCUUCUUGGAUUUGAUUUAUUUUUGCUUCUAUUGGGCUUGCAGUAACUCUGAUGGUCUUCUAAAUGAUACUAGCCUGCCAUAUAAUGCAAUUAUUUAUAAUCUUCAUAGUAUGAAGGAACAUAAACCUUUGGAAUUAUGUUCCUUAAUUUUGCCAAGCUUAACUGAUUUCCUUACUGAGUAUUUUCCCUUCCACAACGUUUGAAGAGAAAGGGAUAUUUUUUGUUCCCAAUACUUAAGGCAAAAGGGAUAGAUACUGUAAAUGCAGAAAUGAUCCCAGUGAUAUUUUGUUUGCAGUUUUCGCAAUGGCCUCUUCACCGCCAACUUAAAACAACUGUGAACAGUUGUCCAUUGUAGUAUCUGACUACAGUCUAUGGCGCUACCACAAACUUAGAACCACCGCGAACACUCCAUUUUUCCCACUACCAUGAAAAUACAUCCCCGAACUUAAGUGUGUUUACAGUACUCUUCCAGAAUCCAUGGCCCUGCUGUAGAAAAGGACAACUGGAUGACUCAAAUGGAAUAAGGAGGUUAAGACUUAAUCUUAUAUCCUAGUAGAAAAACACUUAAGGCUGACCUGCCUGUCAGUUAAGAUGCAACUCGAAUGCAGAUGAACAAAUUGUCUUUCCAGAAAGACAUUGUGGAUGUAUAGAUCUAGAAAAUCCUAACGAUAUGAUUACACUGAUACCAGUGGUACGUGCUGUCUGUGAGGUUUAUCGUGGAUUGAAGUUUACUGACCGUAAACAUUAAUCAAAGGAAGCGGAAACCAUCAUUGGGGUAGUCUGCUGUAAUCCCCAGACCUAUCCUCAUUAAAGUCGGAUGACCCUAGGAGUUAUUGCUGCAAUCACUGAUGAUGCUUCCUCUACGUCCAUGCUGGCAUGGUCAAAACUCAGGACGAGACAAUGCAAAGGUUCUCACGUCCGCCACCAUGUUUGUAUUUUGGUGUAUAGCAGGCGUUUUCGGACAUUUAAAGACCUGACUCUCUCGAAUAACCACCUCAAAUAUUAAAUGCAUGUCUACUGCUCAAAGAAGAUAUUACUUUUAGAGUACUUAAAAAACUUUCCGAUAAAACACAAUAUCAGUGUACAUUAUACUUGAGUUACUCUUGUUUCUUAAUACCUGGCAAGACCCGUCAUGCCCCAAAAUAGAGCGAACGGUGGGGCAGAUACAAAUCGCCGUAUCUGGAGUUCCAUUUGUCUAAAAAAGUUUUCAAUUUGACAGGAACUUUCUCUAGGUACUAGCACCUCCAACUAUGUACGAGAUAUUCAAACUAGACGCAAAUUAUUUCCAUAAUUUGCAACUAUCAAACAUGUUUUAUAAUCAAUGGCCCAGCCAACUUCAUGCCGUGGGCCUGGAGCAGUGAUAUUUUUUACAGGAUGUUGCAAUGUACGAUUCGUAAAAGUGUUAAUGGAGAUACCUGCUUCUUUGAUAUGUCUAUCUUUGUACAGAAUAUAUCAGUCAUUGAUCACCCAAAAUAUGACAUUUGCCUUCCUCUUUAUUUCCCACCAAUGACAACCAUUGACAGGUGCUCCGGCACUGCAGGCCUUCACACCCGAAAGUUACAUAGAUAUCUUUUACUUCUCAACUGGUUGCACAAGGGUCUCGGUGAACACAGGUAGUAAGGUGGUUCCAGGUGUUACAAAAGGGGAGCUGUCUUCUCAACUUCUUGAACAACAUAGAAGCUUAUUUUUACAAGCCGCAGGAAAGGUAGAACGGGCAGAAGAUCCUGACAGUUGUGUAUCAGACUAAAU
Branchiostoma floridae (Florida lancelet) is the source of this 4248-nucleotide messenger RNA. Its product is annotated as CCA tRNA nucleotidyltransferase 1, mitochondrial-like. Gene Ontology annotation, biological process: RNA processing. NCBI's taxonomy places the organism in Eukaryota, Metazoa, Chordata, Leptocardii, Amphioxiformes, Branchiostomatidae. Bases 343 to 1767 code for a protein of 474 amino acids. The transcript is spliced from 5 exons. The record is from RefSeq and is a predicted model, not a curated record. Gene Ontology annotation, molecular function: RNA binding; nucleotidyltransferase activity.